Molecule: messenger RNA, 3000 nt
Organism: Drosophila mojavensis
Lineage: Eukaryota; Metazoa; Arthropoda; Insecta; Diptera; Drosophilidae
Product: F-box only protein 32
Exons: 4
Coding region: 440-1522 (360 amino acids)
Biological process (GO): protein ubiquitination
Cellular component (GO): cytoplasm; SCF ubiquitin ligase complex; nucleus
Molecular function (GO): protein binding
Source: RefSeq, a predicted model, not a curated record
UUCUGAUUGGGGGCUUGAGUGCAACGUCAAAAGCUGUGUGAAACAGUUCGUGGAGUUUGUGGAGCUGUUCGCUAGCAUUGUACUCUGUGUUCCGUCGAUUUACAAGUCGCUUGAAAAUUGGUAGCUGAAUUACUGCCACUGCUGAGCGAUAGCAGCGUGGAAACUAAGCCCAAUCCGAGACCAGCCAGCCAGUUAACAAACCAAUAACAGACACAGACAUUUCGCUAACCGAACCUAAUAAAACGCAUAUUAACAUACUAUUUGAACCGCGUUAUUCAAACCGCCGUCCGCAUAGAAAUUACAAAACAACAAUAUAAUAUAAUAAGCGAAAACUAAAUAUAUAAACAUAAGAGUAAUUAAAAUAAACUCAUCAUACGUAAUAGACCGUAAUAAGUGAAACAAAAAAAAAACCGAAAACAAAAAAAACAAAACAACACACAUGGCGUUCAUUUCGAAAGAUUUUCGUUCACCUGGCGAAGCUUGGGUCAAGACAGACGAGGGCUGGGAACGCAAGAAGGUGCUCGAGUGUGGCGGCAAACGCAAGCGCCACAGCUCGGAGGGUAGCUGCCCGGAGGCAACGACCAGCAGCAGCAGCAGCAGCAGCGAGCGUGAGGAGGAGCAGGAAGAGGGCUGCAUGCCGCCGCAUUACCACAUCACGAUACGCUGCACCCGCGAGAUAGCCGGCUUCAAUGGUUUGAGCGAGGCGGUGAAGCGUCUCGAUUUCCGUCGCUCGGUGCGGGAUCGGAAACGCUUCCACUACAUCUGUGCGUUCCUGCUGCUGGUCUCCAACAAGGGCAUUGCCAGCCUGCCGGGCAGCGCACAGCGCCAGCUGCUCCAAAUGGUCGAGGAGGUGGCCUCACAUGUCAAUGACAGCCAGCAGCAUCCGAAUGUGCUGCGCGGACUGGCGCUGAAGCUGGAGCAGAUUGUCAACCAGGAGAACCAGAAAUGCUGGGGCAAACCCCUGGGCAGCACCUACCUGUGGCAGGAGCACAUGGCCCGGAUCAAGCGCAUUCAGCGCGUGGCCAGCCAGAUCGAGAUCCGCGAGCCCGACCCGGAGGCACGACCCAAGCUGCACGAGCUGCCCGAGGAGUGCGUGCGCGAGAUCAUCCUGUGCAUCGCCGAUCAUCGGGAUUUGGAGUCGGCCGCUGAGGCCUGGGAGACCAUGGCCAAGCUGGUGUCGGAGCAGCGCAUCUGGCGUGAGCUGACGCGCUUCCACUUCAACCAGCGACAAAUCAGCACCAUACUGGACCUGGACAAGAUCAAGCAGAUGGGCGAGACCAAAGACUGGAAACAGAUCUAUCAUCAGCUGCGGCGCACCUAUGGCGUCAACGAUGACUACCAGUUCGCCGAGGUGCUGGCACUCUGCCGCUCCUGCUGCUGCCUCUUCUGGCCCUCCGAUGGCCAUCCGUGCAUCAUCGACCAGAGUCCCGACUACAAGCAGCGCGUCCAGGAGGCUGGCGGCCAGCUGGCGCUGGCUCAGCCUGUGCCUCCGGCACAGUUCUUGAAGUACUUUUCGUUGUAAGCUUCAGCAAGCAGAGACCAAGGCGCAGGGGGAGGGCGAGUACAGAGAGAUAGAGGAGGCGAGGAGAGAGUAAAGAUAUAUAUGAAUAUUUUUAAAGCCAGAGAGAGAUACAGGGUGCUCCAGCCAAUGCUAAGGCUGACGAAAGCCUGCGAAAUGCGAGAGACUAUUUUAUGUGUGCGUGUGUGUGUUAAAGUUUUUUAAAUUCUGGGACGGGCAACGAGUGAGAAAGACAGAGAGGGAGAGGGGAGGGGGAGAAAGCAAAGUGAUAAAGUCUUAACACUACAUAAUUAUAUUUAAUUUACAAUUUGAGCAGCUCACUUCCAGGCUGAGUUCGCAUAGGUUCUGUUUGGACUAGACUUUCGACUCUGCAACGCAUGCGUACAUGCUAUAAGUAUUGUUUUGAGAGAGCUCCGUGAAGCUGAGUUUAAUUUUAACUAAACUAUCCCAAAGCCUUCAUUUCAAAUUAAAUGUUUGUUGGCCUUUAAACGAACUUUUCAUUUGAAAUAGAGACAGAGAGAGGGAGAGAGAGAGUGGAAGAGUGGGCAAGAGCGAGCAUCACAUAGGAGGUUGUGAUCCCGAGCAAACAGUCCCAAAAUGUAUUUCAGUAAUGCAAAUUGAACUGCCACAAAAGUGCGAAAACUAUGUAGAGUAAAUAAUACUUUUCUGUCGGUCGACUUUAUUUUGAGAGUAAACUGAAGAAGAUGUGGAACAACAAUUUGUUGGACUUGAGGAUUAUUAGGCACAGUUUUGUGUAUAUGAAUUUUAAACGAUCUUUUUAGCGUUUAAGUGUAGAUUAUUUUUAUUGUCAGCUGUUUUUUGGUGCUACAUUCGCUGAUAAGUUGAUCAAGUUAACCAGUUAUCCCAGUUGUCCUAGCCCAAAUGUGUUACGAAAUCAAAACUCUAUUUACGAUGAUUGAAUCCCUUUUAAGAGUUACAACAAAACAAAGACAAAAACAAAAACAAAAGUAAAAGCAAAAACAAACGCAAAUAGAAAUCAUGUGAUGUUGCAGGAAGCAAAGCUAGAAACGAAUACACCUACCUAAAAAUAAUAAAGAAAAAUAUAAUACAAAAAGAUAUAUAUGAAUGUAUGUAUGUACUAUCUAAAUCGGAAUCAAAGAAAUAUAAAAUAUAUAUAAAUAUAUAUAUGUAUAUGUAUAUGCAUGGAUAUGUGGAGUAUAUCAUGUACAUCCCAGGAUCCAAGUCUAAUUUAAUCAAAUGCCGCCAGUCAGGAUACAAUAUAUAUAUACAGAUAUAUAAGUGUAAGAUUGUCUUAAUGUUAAGCAAGGUAAUAAGUACGAAAACAUAUUUUCCAACUCCAAAGCAAAGAACACUCUCAACUUAAAUAUUAAGAGCGUGUUUCUUUUUUUAACUGUAGACAAUUCAAUAUUAAUGCUUAAAGGCUUUUUCCGGAUCAGCUCAGUCUGCUCCUAUCCAAUCUAUGUAUAAAGUUAAGAUCUGAUUUAUAGACCAGAUUACAA